Messenger RNA from Amoebophrya sp. A25, 3545 nucleotides. The record is from the annotation of a GenBank genome assembly. Lineage: Eukaryota; Dinophyceae; Syndiniales; Amoebophryaceae.
GGCUUUGUGUCCUUGAAUUUCUUUUCGUGGGAGUCUAAAGUUCGAAAGUCAUCAACUUGAACACCUCCCUCACCCUCUUCCCAAUCUCAACAUCCUUCCCCAACAAGUAGAAGUACCUAACCAGAUGAACCUCCUGCUUACGAAUCCUUAUUUUCACCCAUAAUUUCCAUCCCUUCUUGCAACCCACAACACUACAUCGACAUUGUUGUAUUAGUAUAUCUAAGAACUACAAGUACAUCAUGCAUGGUCAUGGAAGUUGAAAUAUUAGAAAUAUCAUGUUGUUGAACUCGAAACAGAUUUAUUUCUCUUAAGGAUGAGAGAACAGAAAGGAAGACUUGAGCUUCAACUCAAGAAGUAGAUUAAUGACUUACUAAUGAAAGCGCCUACAAUCUAAACAAUUCCUCGCUCUUCUUAUUUCUCUUAAAUGAUCAUCAUGAUUAUACCCGCGACCCUUCAGCAUUCUCUUAGAAAUACAACAAAUAUACUACAUAGGAGGUAGUCUAACGAGUAGUUCACCUCGUUGUAUACGCAGAUAAAAUGGCGGGCGUCGAGCCCGGGCCUAAGCCCAAGGACCUGGUAACGUCAGCGUCAGCGCCAGUUAUCAGGGAACCACCACCCUCGAAUGAAGAAUACACCUUGCCAGUCACAACAUUACCACGUACUAUUUUUUAUAUGGUGAAGGCUUCACGGUCCAGUGAGGACGCCCAAAGCUGCACAUAAGUAAAGCAGCCGGGUAUGUAGCUAUAGCUUUCCCUUUAUUCUUGGGCGUAUCCCUUCUGACAAUAUUUUUGGUAACAAAUAGAGAAGCAUCAAGGGUGGAAGGGUGCAUCUUGAUCUUGCCAGCCCCCACUGCAUCACGAGAACCACGUAUCUUUCAUCUCUUAGAAUUCGACUCUUACACCAUACAAAUAUUGCUAGAUGAAGAUCAUACGCUGCAACCUCUACCUCCUUUACCAGGCAUAACCCAACAGCAACUAAUUGAUCACUGCAACCUCAUGAUCAUCCUCAUCAAUGAUCACUGCAACCUCAUCAUCCUCAUGACUGAUCACUGCAACCUCAUCAUCAUCAUCAUCAUCGUCAUCGGUGACCAUUGGCAUUGCAACCUCGUCAAUUCAUCAUGAUGAUGAUGAUGAUCAUCAUCAUCAUCAUCCUCGACAUUAUCACACUUCACAAUUACUACAGCAAAAGUGCCUCUGGGUAAGUUCCCAAAGGACACGGGAGAAACCACUAGUCGAUUAGCCGACAUCCAGAAGCAGGCAAAGAAGACGCCAGCCCCAGGAAAAUACGACAAAGUCUAUGCAUGGGCAGAUGCAAGCAAAAAAAGUACUAUAUUUAUGCAGUAAAAGUACCAAAGUAUGUGAGUAAAAGUAUGAUCUUCUUGGAGGUGUUGCUCCUGUUGUUCUUCCUCCACCAAUCAAGAAAAAUAACUGAGACUGACAUCAACUGCUAAAAAUUGAUGAAGAAGUACUUGUUCUUCGGACCAGCGCGGAUUGCCACCCAGAAGCACUACCUAAUACCUCCUUACCCUGAAUACAGAAAUGAAUCCACCUACUUACAACGUUGUUCUACUAGACCAACUCUUUGGGAGUAGUUUUAACUAGUAGUGACAUCCUACUAGUUAGAACAACUACUCGCAAACGUCCAACUGCAGAAAUAAAUGAACCAGCUGCACCAAUAAAUCCACAUCCUACAACAACAACUCCCCCACCCCCUCGACCACCCUCUUCAACAGCCGGCACACGACAAAGAGGGGAGGCACCAUUGGGAUUCGGAUUCAAAUUUGAAAACGCCUCAAGAUGGAAAGGGGACGCGCAGGAUAUGGUCAGAAAAAGAGGCCCCAUGCCAGGACCCGGUCACUACGAGAGCAAGGAGGUACUGUCACUACGAGAGCAAGGAUAUGACAGAAAAAAGUGUACUCAUAUUCAAGAAAAGAAGUUUUUCCCUACUUAGAAAGUGCCUACUUUCUUGCGGAUGAGUACUUACACUUUUUCGUUUCAUAAAGGAAGUAUUGCUUCUAUUCUUUAACACGAAGAGGACUCACAUUGAUGUAUGAGGACCAAAAAUGAACACGAGCAGUCUGCUCGACUAAGUUUAAGUAGAUCAUCAUGAUGUUGAGUAUGAGUUGUUUGCUGUCUAAGUCCUCUACUAGUGCCUAGGUGGAUUUCCAUCAUUCAGAUUAUUGUUCUUUUAUCGUAGAUGAAAGAACAAGAUACUAGUGUGCUUAACAAACCACUACUACUACAGUUGCUGUUGCAAAACAAAAAGAACUCACCGUCGUGACAUCUACUUUCAAAUCUCCACGAACAACAACAAGUACAAGAGGAUGUAAACAUUUAAAGUAGAAGAUGAGUGUAAACAUCAAAAUUGCAAGAAAACAACAACUCACAUUAUCGCCUUCACGACCAGGUAAACGUAAAGAAUGUAAACAGUUGCAAGGCGAAUUUGAGCGACAUGAAGCGAGCGCCUUUAGGAUUUAUAGCGAAGGGCAAAAAAGAGACGUUCCUUGAUAAGAUAGGAAAGGGCGGACCACCAGGACCAAAUGCAUCCAAAUAUGCUGCAAUCAAACCGGGAGUGGUAUUUCUUCUACUACUUUUUUUUUGUGAAAGAAGAAGGAACAAGACCUCUAAAAACCUGUUUGAGAAUUAAGGCUCAGCUUUCAAUGGUCACCAUUGAGAUUGGGGUCACUGAGAUCGAAGAGGCGACCCCUUGAGGAAAGAUGAGGGGAAAACGAAGGGAAAGGGGAGAGCUUUGAAGGGUUCCUUCCGUUCAGAGUCAGUGACCAUUGAAGGCUGAGCUUUAAAAGAAGGAACAAGACCUCUAACCUGUUUGUUGAACAAGUACUCAGUAGUUGCCUCGAAUACGAAUCCGCUUCAUCUUUCCAAUCCCAAAAAAUAAUUCCACCGAGCAGGUCGCGCGAAACAUGCUGGAACCACAUAUACCGGCAUUGGCGUGGACCAAGGCAGCGACCGUAUCAAGAAAGGAAAAGGCCAAGCCUACGCUGGCGCCUAACCACUAUUCAAUAAACUACAAGUCGCAGGAUUUCAGAGUGAAAGACUCAUCGUUCCCACGCGAGAAGGCAGCUAACUUCAUCGAUCAGACGGUACUUGCUUCUACUAAAUAAUUUUCUCAACAUUCAUCUACUACAUUAUGUUGAUCAGAAAUUGAAUAUAUUAAUCUGCUAUAAUCAAUCACCUAAUAAAUUCUUUUCGAGAAGAACAUGAUGAACACGUUCAACGUGAACUACAACAGGUCCGAAACAAGAACUGGACGCCGCCUCCUGGUAAGUAUACGCUGAUUCCACUCGGGAAGUACAGUCGCGGCACGAAAUACUGCCAGGUCAACAACAUUGGGCGCAGUGCGGUCAAUAACAUGUUCUAAUUAAGGCUCAGCUUUCAAUGGUCAUUGAGAUUGGGGUCACGGAGAUCGAAGAAGCGACUUCCCCUUGAGAGGAAAGAUGAGGGGAAAAGGAAGGGAAAGGGGAGAGCUUUGAAGGGGGUCGCUUCAGUUCAGCAUCAGUGACCAUUGAGUGCCGCGCUUUAAUCUAA